CCUCUGGCCUCUUUGUGUCCUCCGAAUGUCUCCAGGUGUUUUGGGACCAAGUGUGCCGGCUGUGCCCAAGGCAUCUCUCCCAGCGACUUGGUGCGCCGGGCCAGGAGCAAAGUCUUUCACUUGAACUGUUUCACUUGCAUGAUGUGCAACAAGCAGCUCUCCACCGGCGAGGAGCUCUACAUCAUCGACGAGAACAAGUUCGUCUGCAAAGAAGAUUACCUGAGCAACAGCAACACUGCCAAAGAGAACAGUUUGCACUCAGUCACCACUGGGAGCGACCCCAGCCUCUCCCCGGACUCCCAGGACCCCUGCCAGGACGACGCCAAGGACUCUGAAUGCGCCAACGCCUCCGACAAGGAGGUGGGCAGCAAUGAGAACGACGACCAAAACCUGGGGGCCAAGCGGAGGGGGCCCCGCACCACCAUCAAGGCCAAGCAGCUGGAGACCCUCAAGGCCGCCUUUGCCGCCACCCCCAAACCUACCCGGCACAUCCGCGAGCAGCUGGCCCAGGAGACUGGCCUCAACAUGCGAGUCAUCCAGGUGUGGUUCCAGAACCGGCGCUCCAAGGAGCGGCGCAUGAAGCAGCUGAGCGCGCUGGGCGCCCGGCGGCACGCCUUCUUCCGCAGCCCGCGCCGCAUGAGGCCGCUGGUGGACCGCCUCGAGCCCGGAGAGCUGCUCCCCAACGGGCCCUUCGCCUUCUACGGAGAUUAUCAGAGCGAAUACUAUGGACCCGGGAGCAACUACGACUUCUUCCCACAGGGACCCCCUUCCUCGCAGGCCCAGACGCCGGUGGACCUCCCAUUCGUGCCAUCCUCGGGGCCCUCGGGGACGCCUCUCGGGGGCAUGGAGCACCCUUUGCCGGGGCACCACCCUUCUAGCGAGGCCCAGCGUUUCACGGAUAUCCUGUCCCACCCGCCAGGUGACUCGCCCAGCCCGGAGCCCAACUUGCCCGGCUCCUUGCACUCCAUGUCCGCAGAGGUGUUUGGCCCCAGCCCCCCGUUCUCCUCGAUAUCCGUCAACGGCGGGGGCAGCACCUACGCGAACCACUUGUCUCAUCCGCCCGAAAUGAAUGAGGCCGCUGUUUGGUAGCUUUGAACACCAAGGCUGGGCUUGGACCUGAGUAGCGACCGACCUCCAUCCUUGCUUAUCCUGAGAGGUGUACAGACGUAUCGGACAUUUUUUCGUUCCUGCCCUAAGACAAUAUAUAUAUUGUGUUUUUUGCGGGGUAAAAGGAUUCUCUUUUGCCCGAUUUUUUUCGUUUUUUUUGUUCUUUUGAGACAAAGGCGGUCGUUUGCUUCAGAUCAAAGCCCAGAGUUUUGCUACAGAUUGAACCAAGGGAGGGACAAUCUUCAUAAAAGAGACUCAAAAGGAAAGGGAAAGAAAAAUUGUUUUUUGUACGAGCGAAAGAGACCCCGAUGGAGUGGAUGUGUUUCGAUACUACUGCCAUAUAUAUAUAUUUAUGGGAUGGCAUAAAUAUACUGGGUGCCCAUGUUCGCUAGAUGAAGGAGAAGACUUUUUCUCAUAUAGGAAAAGAGACUCGCGUUGAACAAAAGGCAAGGUCAACCACAGCAAGAGAAGAAACGCUUCAAGGAAUCCCUCGCAGUUUUUGAAACCACACUUUUGUCGCUUUGUUCAAAAACCAAACGUGACCCACGACGACGGCAGACUUUUAAGCCUCAGAAAGGUCAGGUGAGGCAAACAAAAUGUAGUUUAUUUUGCGGUUAUUAUUUUUUUUUGGGGGGGGGAGUGUUUUUUCCCCCCUCUGUUUUGUUUUGUAUUUUAUUUUAUUUUUUGGCCAAAAUAGCAAAUAUUGAAACGUAAGCCCUCAGCAUCAACUCUUCUACCUUCUCGGAGCAACACACACCAAUAAUCCUCAAAAACCCAGAAGUCUUUUGUUAGACUUCUAAGUUUAAAGAAAGAAAAAGACUUGAAAGAGAUGAACCACAAAGUAUUCUACCUUCACAGAAAUAAAAGCUAAACAAACAAAAAAAUAUAUAAAAUAAAAAGACUAUGGAACUAGAAAAAAAAAGAACAGUCAACUGUUUACGUCGAAUGUUAAAUUCAGGAGCUCAACGUUUUACUAAAAUAAAAGGAAAAAAAACCCUGUUUUAGAACCUCUUGUUCAAAAGCAAAGUGUUUUGAGCAAUCAACCAAAAUAGUUUGUUUCUUUUUCCUCUUAAAAAAUCUUCUGUUUUUCUUUUUCUUCUGUAGAUGUUAUAAGGCAUUACAGGGCUUUGUGUUUCACUGUGCUAGUUUGUAAAGGUGGUGUUUACAGAAGGCAAAGAAUAAGAAUAAUACUACUACUAAUAAUAAAUAAAAAACCUUAUAAAAACCAAGAUCGUUGCCAAAUAAAACAAUUCUAGAGCACAAAUAUUCUUUUUUUUUGGAAGCGCGGCACCCACAGCCUGGGAAAAAACCUUUUCCGAGGUGAAAGCAGGGGGGGAAACAACGAACAUCUUUGCUAAUGUUUAGUCCUGUUCGACAUGAAUGGAAUUGUUAAUAUGACUUAUAUAGACCCACACAGGUUUUAUUUUUGUGUCUUUAAAAGAAAAAAAAAAGAAGUCCAAAAUAUUUAAAUUUUAUGGUCAAAUAUGCAGUCAGCAGCGGCUGCUUCCCCCCCCACACUUUAUAUAUUAAAAUUUCUCAUAUGUCUUUUAUUGUUCAAAUAAAACCUAAGCUUGUGUGACCUCCAGUGCAUAUUAGACCAUUCACUGUAUGAAAAAAGGGGGGUGGGCGGAAAAGGUGGAUGAAAAGAAUUUGUGAAUUUUUAAUAAAACUAGAAAAUCGGA
Anolis carolinensis (green anole) is the source of this 2789-nucleotide messenger RNA. It is a transcript of the gene lhx1, whose product is annotated as LIM homeobox 1. Gene Ontology annotation, molecular function: zinc ion binding; DNA-binding transcription factor activity, RNA polymerase II-specific; RNA polymerase II transcription regulatory region sequence-specific DNA binding. The transcript has 4 exons. NCBI's taxonomy places the organism in Eukaryota, Metazoa, Chordata, Lepidosauria, Squamata, Anolidae. Gene Ontology annotation, biological process: regulation of transcription by RNA polymerase II; neuron differentiation. Gene Ontology annotation, cellular component: nucleus. The annotation marks the transcript as partial. The record is from RefSeq and is a predicted model, not a curated record.